This is a messenger RNA of Monopterus albus (swamp eel), 2165 nucleotides long. RefSeq names its product clusterin (gene clu). Gene Ontology annotation, cellular component: nucleus. The record is from RefSeq and is a predicted model, not a curated record. Gene Ontology annotation, molecular function: misfolded protein binding. The transcript is spliced from 10 exons. Bases 167 to 1537 code for a protein of 456 amino acids. NCBI's taxonomy places the organism in Eukaryota, Metazoa, Chordata, Actinopteri, Synbranchiformes, Synbranchidae.
UGGGCAGCGUGCUUGGUCAGUGAAUCACGUCUGCACCGUGCCCGUUAUCCGCUGAUAUAAAUAGGAGCAGAAGAGAGGCUGGAGCAGCUUCAGACCAUCUGGAGUCUGAGGAAACAAACAGCGGUUUUUCUCAUCAUUGCCUGCUGCCCUGUAAGAGUCAGAGAGGAUGUUAAUGAUGAUGAUGAUGAUGAAGAAGAAGGGGACAAAGUCUCUGGCUGUGGUGGCUCUUCUUCUGGCCUCAGCCAACUGUAUCCUCCCUCCAUCAAAAGAAGAACUUAACGAGAUCUCCCUUCAGGGAGAGAAGUACCUGGAUAAACAGAUUGAGAAUGCCAUUAAUGGUGUGAAGGAGAUGAAGAGUGUGAUGCAGAAAUCUUCAGAGGACCACCAGACGUUCCUGGAUGCCCUGGAGAAGACCAAGAAGCAGAAGGAGGAAGCGAUGCGUACAGCUCAGGAGAUGGAGGCCCAGCUGGAGCAGGAGGAGGAGGUUUGCAAUGAGACCAUGAAGGCUCUGUGGGAGGAGUGUAAGCCCUGUCUGAAGAACACCUGUGUGAAAUACUACUCCAAGACCUGCAGCAGUGGUUCUGGGCUGGUGGGACGCCAGCUGGAGGAGGUGCUGAACAGAACAUCUCCCUUCUCCAUCUGGAUCAAUGGGGAGAAGAUAGACGUCCUGGAGCAGGAGGGACGACGACAGAACAAGGAGUUCAAGAACCUGGAGGACAGAUACACAGAGAUGGCCGACGGUGUGGACAGCAUAUUUUCAGACAGUAUGAAGGUGGCUAGCCAUGUGCACUACAACCCCCCAGUCUUCUUUCUUCCCCGUUUCCUGGGGCCGUACGCUCGCCCCAGCAGAAGCAUUCGCUCUCUGUUCCACGAUCCUUUCCACAACUUCCAGAGUUUGUUCUCCCCAAUGACGGGAAUGGGCAGGAACUUCUUCGGAUCCAUGGGCUCCAUGAUGGACAUGGACACCGACACUCUUCCUAAUGAAGAUGGCAGCGUGAACGAGGAUGUGGUGAUCACCAGACCUUUCGGCAACGGCAGGAUGACUUGCAGAGAGAUUCGCCGCAACUCGGCCGGCUGCCUCAGGUUCCGCGAAGAGUGUCAAAAAUGCAAAGAGAUCCAACAUAUUGACUGCUCUGGGAAGAAACCUCUGGAGGGCCCGCUGAAGGAGGACCUGGAGGAGGCCCUGGCCCUGGCCGAGCACUUCACCCAGCAGUACAACGCCCUCCUGAGGAGGUUUGAGGAGCAGAUGUUCAACACCUCCUCUAUCCUGGACCUGUUCAACAGGCAGUUCGGCUGGGUGUCAUCUCUGGCCAACAACACCAACAAGGACGACAUCUUCCGCGUUCAGACGGUGAUCUGCAGGGAUCCUGAGGAGAAGAAGCCUGAAGAAACAACGGUGUCUGUGCAGCUCUUCGACUCUCCUCCCAUGAACUUCACCGUGCCAGGUGACAUCCCCUGGACUGACCCCAAGUUCUCUGAGGUGGUGGCCCAGGAGGCACUGGACCGCUACAAGGAAACCAGCGUAGUGGUCAAAUAAAGUGUCGCGUGGAUGCAUUGUCUGCCGAUGAGAUAAUGCUCUGGAUUCAUCAAAACACACCUGGAAGAAAACCCUGAAGUCACCCACUGAUUCUUUUGUCGAUCCUCUCAAAGUCCUGCUUUUGCAAAUGGCACAGUUUAACCUCAGAGAUCUAGAUUGUUAGAGCUCCUUGUCCUGCUGUAAGAGAAUUCCUUUCGUAGACAACUGGCCUGACUUGUGGCUGUAGUACUUCCAGCAUAAGACCUGAGCUGGGCUUUGCAAAAAUGGGCCAAAGCACUUAAAUCUGAAAUGAUUUUGUUUAUUUCAUUCAGUCCAUCAUGUAGAUUAAACUGAUAUUUUCUGCAGAAAAAGAAAGAAAGAAAAAAAAAGUGGAUUUGUAGCAAAAAGCUGAGAAAACCGAAGUCAGAGCAAGUUUAUUCAGGCUGUUUCAGUGAUUUUAACAACCUGAUCGACACUUCUACAGAUCUAAUCCCAGUUGGUUGAAGUGGUUGAGUUGCUGGAGUUAAAAUCACUGAUUGAAGAGAGAAAGUAACAAUAGAAGUUGAUAAUGUUCAGGAUUUCUUUAAGCUCCUCUGUAAAACAGCCUAGCAAUGAAGCAACAUGCAGAUUAAAUCAAACCUGCUCAAAA